This is a messenger RNA of Owenia fusiformis, 657 nucleotides long. Lineage: Eukaryota; Metazoa; Annelida; Polychaeta; Sabellida; Oweniidae. The record is from the annotation of a GenBank genome assembly.
UGAUUGCACAUUAACAUCAUAUUAACGCAAACGACUAAAGGAUAUAAAUUAUUAACAAUGUGCACAAAGUUUUGCCUUUAUGUCAUAUGUUUGAUGGGAUUUGCAAUUUUGAGAGUAAAAGGGGAGACAAUAUGGCCCCCCGAUCCAUGUAGUGGUGCACCAUGCAUGAACGGUGGACUUUGUGUUAUCGUUGGAACAGAGUAUAUAUGUGUCUGUAGCCCAGGUUGGAGUGGCCCAAGAUGUUCACGUUUCGUCGAUCCAUGUAUUCCCAAUCCAUGCAUGAAUGACGGACGAUGCCAUAACCCAGGUCAAGAGAAGGAGGUGAUAUGCAAAUGUAGACCUACAUGGAUUGGUCGACGGUGCGAAACAAAGGAUGUCUGUUCGCCAAACCCUUGUCAAAAUAAAGGAGCAUGCGAAUAUCUGGCCUCAGACAGAAGUGAAUUCAGAUGUUUAUGUGGUUGGAGAUACAGUGGCCAAACAUGUUCUCUGAACAGACUACCAGACGUGUGUCUUUCUAAGCCAUGUAAGCAUAGAGGCAGAUGUAUCGAGAGGGACUCCAAAUUCAAAUGUCUAUGUAAAAAGGGCAGAACAGGGAAAAGGUGUGAAAAAAAGAUUAAAAAAUGUGCGGAUAAUCCAUGUCAGAACAAUGGAAAGUGU